This is a messenger RNA of Capronia coronata CBS 617.96, 540 nucleotides long. RefSeq lists its product as uncharacterized. The record is from RefSeq and is a predicted model, not a curated record. Lineage: Eukaryota; Fungi; Ascomycota; Eurotiomycetes; Chaetothyriales; Herpotrichiellaceae. The transcript is spliced from 2 exons. The coding region runs from base 1 to 540 and encodes 179 amino acids.
AUGAAGCGAGUCCGAUACCAUCUCAACGAACCAAAGAUCAAUUCAUCUAUCUUCAAGUCCAAGCAGGUUGCCCAGCAGAACACUUUCUUCAAACUUCCGCUCGAGGUGACUCACCACAUCUGGAAACUGCUUCCCACUGUUGCAGAUCGCCUUUCGCUUGCGCUCACCUGCAAAGAGAACGCAGCCAUGUUCGAAGCCACCAAGGCCAUCAAGCUGCGAGACGGCAUCCACUACUACUUCCCCAAGCCGCUGCGUACGACCAGAGUCCACCGUCUCCAAGUCCUCACCCGUCUGCAAUCUUGGGUCCCUCGCAAUCUGCGCCUGUGCUAUCGCUGCGUCCAAUACAUCGACCUCUUGCAUCCCGACAACCGAGGCCAGUGGGGAGGAGACACCAAAAUCGUUACAGAUGGGCUGGCAACCGCGAAAGCCAUGAGAGAAGGGCCGCGCUGUGCUCUCUGCAUCAUGGCAGACAAGUUUGAGCUCGCCAAACACAAGAAGGCUUACCAGGAGGUCUUGAGAUUGACAUGGAAUCUCGACUAA